This is a messenger RNA of Dacryopinax primogenitus, 972 nucleotides long. RefSeq names its product 23S ribosomal RNA methyltransferase. Gene Ontology annotation, cellular component: mitochondrion. Gene Ontology annotation, molecular function: rRNA (uridine-2'-O-ribose)-methyltransferase activity. The transcript has 4 exons. The record is from RefSeq and is a predicted model, not a curated record. Bases 1 to 774 code for a protein of 257 amino acids. NCBI's taxonomy places the organism in Eukaryota, Fungi, Basidiomycota, Dacrymycetes, Dacrymycetales, Dacrymycetaceae. Gene Ontology annotation, biological process: RNA methylation.
AUGCCCAACCCAGUGCGUGCAAGCUGCUUGCAUAUCCCCAUCCGGUACGCCCACUCCGCCUCCUCAUCCCGGUGGCUCGCACGUCAAAAAUCCGACCCCUUCGUGCGUCUGCGCUCUGAGGCCGGCACCGACUCGGGCGCGUACCGUUCCCGUGCCGCAUUCAAGCUGCUCGAGAUCCAGGAGAAAUUCGGGAUAAUUCGAGCUGGGGACACUGUGGUGGACCUUGGGUGUGCGCCCGGGGCGUGGCUGCAGGUCGCAGGAGAGGUUGUUGGAAAGGAUGGCCUGAGUGGACGGGUGUUGGGGGUGGAUUUGCUGAGGACAGAUCCGCUGGAGAACACUACCAUCAUACAGGGUGAUUUCCUCAGUGCGAGCACGCAGCUUGAGCUUGCUCGCGCGCUGAGAGGGUCAUCGGAGGAAGGGGAGCCUGCAAAACUUGGGCGAUGCGUGGACGUCGUGCUCUCCGAUAUGGCGCCGAACAUCUCCGGCAACAGGACGAGCGAUGUUGCCAACUCUCUCCGGUUAUCAGAAGCUGCUGUGGGAUUCACGAUGCGGUUUUUGAGGCUAGGUACGGACGCUGCACCGAGGCAGAGAAAACAGGGAGGGGCACUGGUCAUGAAAUACUUCGCACACCCAGAACUUACAGAAUUCAAGACUCAAUACCUCAUACCAUAUUUCAAAAGGGUGAUUGAUUUCAAGCCGAAGUCGAGCAGGAAAGAAUCGGCAGAAACGUAUUGGGUGUGCAUGGAUCUUCACCUGCCCCCACGGCAUGGGUAGCAGAAUCACAGCCAAUGCGCUGGCUCAACACGCCGAAUAUCUUCGUUCAAAAGCUCGCGCGGAGGAAUGAUUAUCAGCGGGACAGCAAUCUUGGUUAUCACACAUAUCGCAUUGAGAUGUGACGGAUGGCGAACGCACUAGGCGCAUAUAUCUGCCAUCUCACCCACCCUAAAUGUACCACUGACCCACGACCAAGCG